UAAAAAAAAACUCCAAAAACCAGAAAUAAAAGAGAGAGAGAACAAAUCUACCUUUCUCUCUCUCUCUCCGAUCAGAUCGGGCACCCACUGUCUGAAACCCCGACUUUGAUUCCUUUUUUGUGUUUCCAAACGUUUCAAUAUUCAAUUUGAAUUUGGCAUCAUUUUUCGUUCCCAAUUUCUGUGAUCUGGAAAAUCCCUUGUGAUUUUGGGGGGUUUGGGGUUGCUUGAUUCGGAUUCGUUGCGACGGGGAUGGAGAUUCGUGCAUUGAAUUUGUGAAUUUUGUAGGUUUUGUUGUAAUAGAUCAUUCGUGGUUCUCAAAUGGCGUCGGCUCAGGUGCUGCCAAACUCCGCCGCUUCGUCGCGGAAGCAAGAGCAUCUCGAAGCUGGCAAGCGCCGGCUGGAGGAGUUUCGUAAAAAGAAAGCUGCAGAGCGGGCCAAGAAGUCUUCAUCCUCGAGCCAUGUUCACAAUUCUGAUGCUAGCCUGAAUCAAAAACAGGCUUCUGAAGUUGAAAAUGUACGAGUUAAUGAAUCGGAUGGAGUUACCACAUCUGGCAGUAUUGGAGGUGCUGUUAUUGACACAUUAACUUCGGGAAUGGGUAAUGACAAGAACCUGGAAUUGUUUAGCCAAAGUAGUAAUCAAGGGUCUUUGGCUGGUAGAACUAGUCUUGCAAGUGAUGAUUUUAAUACAUUGUCUACUAGUCUGGUGGAGGCACAUUCAGAGAUUGAUGAAGCUAAGAGAUAUAAUGCUUCUGCUGUUACUGCAUCUGCAGAUGUUAGUCGAAGCAAUGAGGCAAAUAAGGUGAAUGAUAUGUAUGGAAUUCAUGCUGGUCGUCUUGGCAGAAACCCAUAUGGGACUACAAACCACCAAAGCAUUCUUCUACAUUCGCAAGAAAGUCAAGAUUUUGGUAGCAAUACUAGUCAAUCUAGUCUUCAUGGAAUGAAUGAAAACCAGCCAAUCAAGAGUAACAGUUCUGUGAAGGAUUAUGCAAUUACUGAUCAUGGCUCUUCUCCUUAUUUUCCAUCAAAAAUCUCACCUCAGAACUCUGUUGAUACACUGCUGCAAAUUAAGCCAACAAAUUCUAGCACUUCAGAUAGCGGUUUUUCACAUGGUUUGCUUUCCGGAGGCUUCAAUGAUUCUUUCAGUUCUAAGUUUAGGGAGACCAUUACUAGUUCUGAUAGUGAUUUAACUGGCCUUCAUGGUGCAACUAUGCCAAAAUAUGAUUUCACCGGUUAUGAAACAAGGAAUCCCUCCAACCAUACACAAAUACAUUCAGUGUCAAUGGAAUCUAGCUCUAGGAGGUCACGUCCAUCUUUUCUUGAUUCUCUAAAUGUCACUAGAUCUUCUUUGGGGUCUCCAUUUCAUCAAACUGAGCAAGAUUCCUCUAUGUCCAAUCAUUUAGAAUCAAGCAGCAAUGAUAUGUCAGGAUCUUCUUAUUUCCAUAAGCCAUCUGAAGAGACUAAAAAUGUGGCACAUUUAUCAAAUUUUACAACUGGAAGUGUUCAUAGUCCAUUUGACCACUUGACAAACUCUUCAGUUUUUAAUAAUAACAGUCAAGACACACUGAUGAUAAGUGCUAAGGAAAAUGGCAUGGAGAAGAAACACGAUUACUACACUCCUUCAAAAAAUGAAGACUUCGCUGCUUUAGAACAGCAUAUUGAAGAUCUAACACAGGAAAAAUUUUCUUUGCAACGUGCUCUUGAGGCUUCUCGAGUGUUAGCAGAGUCACUAGCUACUGAAAAUUCAUCUCUGACUGAUAAUUAUAAUCAACAGAGAAGUGUUGUCAACCAAUUAAAAUCAGACAUGGAGAAGUUACAAGAAGAUAUCAAAGCGCAACUGGUUGAACUUGAGUCUAUCAGGAGUGAAUAUACAAAUGCACAACUUGAGUGUAAUGCCUCUGAUGAGCGUGCCAAGUUAUUGGCUUCUGAAGUUAUUGGUUUAGAGGAGAAGGCACUCAGACUAAGAUCUAGUGAGCUAAAGCUUGAGAAGCAGUUGGAAAAUGCAGAAGCAGAAAUUUCAUCAUACAGAAAGAAAAUGUCUAGCCUAGACAAAGAGCGCCAUGAUUUGCUGUCAACCAUCGAUGCUCUUCAAGAGGAAAAGAAGGUGUUGCUGUCUAAGCUGCGAAAGGCUUCAGGAAUUGGAAAGUCUAUUGAGAGUCAAGUUAUUAAAAGGGACGUUUCAACAUCUACAGAGGAUUUAGCAAGCGAAGAUCCUGCUUCAAACUCUUUCAACCCUGAAAUCAAUGAUAAUGCUGCCCAAACCUCUAGUUUGUCUUUAAUUCCUGAAACUACACACUCUUCUCUUGGAGUUUCUCCUGUGAAUAUUCCUCAUGAUCAGAUGAGAAUGAUUGAGAACAUUAAUGCUCUUAUUUCUGAGCUGGCAUUAGAGAAAGAAGAAUUGAUGAAAGCCUUGACAUCUGAAUCAUCUGAAUGUUCCAGGAUGAAGGAGAUAAAUAAGGAGUUGUCCCGAAAACUUGAGGUCCAGACACAAAGAUUAGAGCUUUUGACUGCUCAAAGCAUGGUUAACGACAAUAUUUCAGCAAAACAACCAGAUUCUCUCGCUAUGUAUGAGAACAACACCCCAUACGCAGAUGAGGGUGAUGAGGUGGUGGAAAGGGUGUUGGGAUGGAUUAUGAAGCUUUUUCCUGGUGGGCCUUCAAGGCGAAGAACCAGCAAACUUCUUUGAUUGGAUUUAUAUUGUAAUUGUUGUCACCAAAGUCUACACAGCUACUGGGAUGGAUUAUGAAGAUGUUUCCCUGUAUGCCCACCAAGGUAAAGGACCAGCACAUCUAAGCCUCGACCAUUGAGUAACAGGUCAACAAAGUCUGCUGAGUUGCUUUUUGUUCUUGUCACCUCCUCUAGGUUGAGGAGGUCGUGAUCUGUAUAUUUUGAGUGAAUUAUACAACAAAUUAUUGAAAAGAAAGAAGCUUGUUAUCAUAGCUGCUUAUUGAUUGGUGAAUCGGGCUGCAAUUAUUUUGGAAGAUGGCAAUAAAAUCUGUUCUCUGGUUUUAUAUCUUGAUUGAAUUCCAAUUUUUGUGCGAAUAGUAGUUUGGAUAUGAAAGAGACUGUACCAAGAAGCCUUGGGGAGGACACUAGACCAAUUGUUCAAAAGCAUGAGAUUUGGGAACAUUUGAUGAAUGUAUAUUCAAGGUACAAGUGUAAUACGUGAAGUCUGUAUUUUUCAGUGCUCUACAUCACUUAUGAACAUUACUGUCCCUAAGUUAGUAUAUUUAGUGAA
This is a messenger RNA of Gastrolobium bilobum, 3234 nucleotides long. RefSeq names its product protein BLISTER. Lineage: Eukaryota; Viridiplantae; Streptophyta; Magnoliopsida; Fabales; Fabaceae. Gene Ontology annotation, biological process: regulation of growth. The record is from RefSeq and is a predicted model, not a curated record. Bases 319 to 2682 code for a protein of 787 amino acids. The transcript has 13 exons.